AUGUUCUCUGUAUAUGGAUAUGCCUGCGUCACUCAUCAGACAAUUUGCAAGUGGUAUCGAAGAUUCGAAUUUGGCAAUUUUAACAUGGAAGAUGAAACUCGCUCUGGUCGAUCUCAGGAGGUUGAUGAAACGCUUCUUAAGGAUUUCAUGCAUAAAAACCCUCGAGUGACUGUUAGAGAACUCGCCGACACUCUGCACAAGUCCAUUUUUACCGUACAUGACCACCUGAAAAAGCUAGGAUUCUCAACUCGACUGGAUAAGUGGUUGCCACACGAACUGAAUGAAUGGCAAUUGAUGGAACGUGUGAACAUCUGCGAUAUGCUGCUUCAACGGCACCAAAAAGAACCAUUUUUAAAGAGGAUUGUAACAGGCGAUGAAAGUUGGAUCCUAUACAAUAAUGUUAGCCGCAAGAGAUCGUGGGGAAUUAAGAGCGCACCUACGCAAACAGUGGCCGAGCCGAGGCUUCAUCCAAAAAAGUUCUUCUGA
This is a messenger RNA of Nylanderia fulva, 486 nucleotides long. Lineage: Eukaryota; Metazoa; Arthropoda; Insecta; Hymenoptera; Formicidae. The record is from RefSeq and is a predicted model, not a curated record.